This is a messenger RNA of Ostrea edulis (European flat oyster), 4534 nucleotides long. RefSeq names its product solute carrier family 66 member 2-like. Bases 325 to 1164 code for a protein of 279 amino acids. Gene Ontology annotation, cellular component: endosome; trans-Golgi network. The transcript is spliced from 6 exons. NCBI's taxonomy places the organism in Eukaryota, Metazoa, Mollusca, Bivalvia, Ostreida, Ostreidae. The record is from RefSeq and is a predicted model, not a curated record. Gene Ontology annotation, biological process: retrograde transport, endosome to Golgi; phospholipid translocation.
AAGUGGCGAAGUCGUACAACAGAGUAUUUGAAAAGUAAGUCUAACAGUAACAACACUAAAGUAUUUAGAUUAUUCGAUAUGUUUUGAUAAUUUGUGAUAAAACACGGAAGGGGCGUGUCCUGGGGAAAAUUCCCAGGUUACUGGUCAGAGUUUACUUACCUGGACUUAUUCAGUUAUUGACCAGCGUGGCUGAUACCAGCAUGUUGGCGUGACUCGAGGAUCUAUCCAGAUUAAAAUUGGAAUAUAACUUGUUCAGAAAUAUGGAGAAAUGUAACAACCUUGGACAUUCCAAAGCCGACUCCCAUCUGAGGGAAUCCCGUUACCAUGCCAACACCAGAUUACAUGAUCCCAGCAGUUCUUCUGGAACCUUUUAGUGGGAUAACAAUGCCGAACAUUGUAGAAAUCAUCAGCAUUGGCUGCCAGGGGGCAAUGAUAUUUGGUGGUGUGAUUCCGUUCAUACCGCAGUACUUAGACAUACGAAAGUCAGGCAAUGCUGACGGAUUCUCCAUUUUUGUUUGUCUGAACCUGUUGGUUGCCAAUAUUCUCCGAAUUUUGUUUUGGUUUGGUCGUCAUUUUGAGCUGCCUUUGUUGGCUCAGAGUGUAAUAAUGGUGUUCACUAUGCUGAUCCUGACCGAGCUAUGUGUCCGAGUCAAACACAAAGGAGAAAUUAUAGCGUCCAAGGAACGCAAAUUCUCCGAUCCAUUCUCUGCUCAUCCACAUAAUGGAGAAGCUAGUCCACGAAUAAUUCAUUCUGUCAUAGCCGUGAGAAAAUUUAUUGAUUUUGACAAAGCAUAUUUCUGGAAAUGGACAUACUUCGACAGCUAUAUACAGUUCACAGUGGUCUUCACGCUUGUUGUGGGACUAUUAACUUGGCUACUAUUAGACAAUAUGUACUAUGUCGAGACUAUCGGCUUCUUGGCAGUGUUUGCGGAGGCCAUGUUAGGUGCUCCACAAUUCUACAGGAACUUUGUCAACAAAUCCACACAUGGCAUGAGUAAGAAGAUGGUAGGAAUGUGGACCUGCGGAGACUGUUUUAAGACGGGGUAUUUCAUCGUCCGACAGGCGCCUGCCCAGUUCUGGAUCUGUGGAAUGUUACAAGUGGGAAUUGACAUCUCCAUAUUUUUACAAGUGUUUUGUUACAGAAACAAGGCAGCCAUUAGUUGACCACAGGGAAACUGUAGAAUUUUCUUAUUACAGGGAAAUUGUAGGAAGCUCUUAUCAAAGGGAAACUGUAGAAAGUUCUUAUUACAGGGAAAUUGUAGAAAGUUCCUAUUACAGGAAACAUUAGAAAGUUUUGUAAACAAGGCAUUACUUGUCACAUGUGAACAGUUUUAUGACUCAUGUUGGAAGCUUUUAUAUGUUAUUUUUUUAUGAUUUUGUCACUUAUUUUGCUUCUGAAUUUAAACCAUUUGUAUGUUGUAUGGAUGUUUUGAGACCCUAUGCAUUUAAUCGUAUACAGAACUCUUAAUAUUUGCAGAAUAAACCCCAAUUGAUCUCAGAUAAGUAGGAUUUCUUCACUUUUGAUAUGUCAUGAAAAUGUUGACUUCUAUUUGGUGAGGAACAUGAUUACAUUGUUUGUAGUAUGUGUGUGUACUGCUCAAUUUCCAGUUUGUGUAUAAUUCUUCGGUACAGUAAACGUUCGGUGGUGUAUUCUUUCUAACGCAUUUGGAGGUAGAGACCCUCUGCUAAAUCAAGUGUCUAUUGCUGAAUGUCUAUUCUUAUGUGUUAACGAAUAUUUAGUUGCUAAAAACUUUAUUAAUCAAAUCCAAGCUACACAAGGGAAAACUUGAUUUCCGCUAAACAUGGUAUAUGCCAAAUAUAAUACGUUUAGGUAUAUGCCAAACAUAAUACGUUUAGGUAUAUGCCAAAUAUAAUACGUUUACAAUAUUUUACAAUUCACUAGAGACAGGAAGAUUAGAACACACACAUCUGAGAACAGUGUGGUAAUACAUUUACAAUUUAAGGAGGUACUCAACAUUGCCAUAAUGGCCGAAUUCCUUUUAUAACAUGAAUGAAAAUGUCUAUUCGUUUUAAAUAUCAUUGCCUAGCUGAGUAGCUCAGUAGGUUAGCACAUCAACUACUGAACUGUAGAUCGUGGGUUCCAAGUCCAACAGGGGUGUUUAUUUUUUUUGACUAAAUAAAGUAAAUUUCAAAAUGUUGUACAUCUCCACCACUUUUCAUCCAUAUUAAAUUUCUCUGGUGUAGCAUACCUCCUUAACAGAAACAGAAGAUAAGAAUAUGCUAUAUGAGUCUGUGAACAGUGUAAUGAUACAGUUAGUGUAAUAUUUUACAAUUCAAUAGAAACAGGAAAUUUGAAUACACUAUACAAGUCGGUGAACACUGUGGGAUUUACUAUUCAGAAAACAAUUCUGCUGUUUAACAUUUACUUGAUUUUUUUAUUAUUAUUAAGGAAGCUGUAUACAUCAAAGAGCUCCAAUGAGUUUUUUUAUUUUUGUUACAUGUUUAUGCAUAUAUCAAGAAAUAUUUUUGCUUUACCGAAACAUUUGCUAAUUACAUAUAUGUUACGACAAGAAAAGUUACACACUUAUUUUUGUUAAAUUGAAAGACAUAGGGGAGUGACAAGGCUGAAAUGAUUUCUCCAAAAGAAAGAUAAGUUAUCAGUCAUUUGUGGAUUUUAUUUUAUUUUUUUUUAUUUAUUUUUUUUGCUUGUAGUGAUCUGCUGUUCUUGGGGAAAAACUUAUAUAUUUGUGUAAAAUGAUAUUUAAAGUUUAUCGAGUUACGUGCUAAUUUAUUGGCUUCUUUAAAUGCAGUACAAAAUUAACAAGUAAAGUUUGCUGCUUUACUCAUGAUUUUCUGGUUUACAGAGACAUAACACACUAUUAAUAAUGGGAUACAUUAAAAAAUUUUGAUAUUGGAAUAAUAAUGGCUGUACUCUAUUAUGAUAAUAUUAUUGAAGUCUUCUUUAUACAUAACUGUAAAGGAUACAUUUUUCUGGUUGUCCAAAGAGUUUUUAUGCCCCCCAAGAUAGAAGAUCAGUGGGCAUAUUGUUUUUGUCCUGUCUGUCAUUUUGUCUGAAACUUUAUCCCUGCUAAUAACUUUUGAACAGUAAGUGCUAGAGCUUUGAUAUUUCACAUGAGUAUUCCUUGUGACAAGACCUUUCCGUGGGUACUAAACCUUUUGACCUUGGUAUUUGACCUACUUUUAAAAAUUUGACAUUGACCCUGUGACCUUGACCCUUGGAGUUUGACCUACUUUUGAAAACUUUAACCUUGCUAAUAACUUUUGUACAGUAAGUGCUAGAGUUUGAUAUUUCACAUGAGUAUUUCUUGUGACAAAACCUUUCUGUGGGUACCAACAUUUUUUACCCUUGACCUUGGAGUUUGACCUACUUUUUAAAAACUUUAACCUUGCUAAUAACUUUUGAACAGUGAAUGCUAAAGCUUUGAUAUUUCACAUGAGUAUUCCUUGUGACAAGACCUUUCCGUGGGUACUAAACCUUUUGACCUUGGUAUUUGACCUACUUUUAAAAAAUUUGACAUUGGUCAUAACUUCUAAAUGGUAAAUAUUAGAGCCUUCAUAUUGCACAUGAGCAUUGCUUGUGACAAGAUCUGUCUAUUGGUACCAAGAUAUUUGUCCUUUUAAAAUCAUUGAUAGUACAUUUCCAUCAUAUUUUAAAAUUAAUUAUGCUACAGUAAAACACAGAUAUAACGAACCUUCAGGGCCAGCAAAAUACAGUUCGUUAUAACCAAACUUCAUUGUAUCCAAUAAAUUUUUUACUGUUUUCCUCCUAUAGGGGAAUAAAUAUUUACUUUACAAUAAGCUUGAAUUUGUUUUAAGCAUGUUAAUCAUAAGAAUGUUUUACUGUAUAAAACUUAUCCCAAGACAUUUCUUCAGAAUGAAUGAGUGGUGGCAUGAUGUUACCAAGUUGAAGUAAAGUGAAAUGUAUUAAUUGUGUAUCAAACAAUAUUUGUACUACUCAAGACUACUUGAACAUUCCAAUGAAUUUCAUUGUGAAAUUGCAGGCCCGGUCAAAAAUAAACAGCACGAUCUUAUGUAGAAAUUUUUUUAAAAGUUGAUUGUCUUCACUGUAAUACUUAAUAGUGCACCCCAUCCUAAAUACAUCUAAUACUUAAUAGUGUACCCCAUCCUAAAUACAUGAAAUGACAUUUGAUCAAGAUUUUGACAAUACUUGUAUUUAAUGGACAUUAGUGGCACUACGAAAUUAAUUACACAGUUAUGUACAGUAUAUGAUCAUGUACAUAUCAUCUUCUGUUUCCCCAAUAUGUAAAGAAGAUUUUUGACACCAUUCUGAGAUGUCAAUCUCCACUUUUAGAAUCCUAGAAUGAUUGUCUACACUACUGUAAGUUAUAUUAAGUGUAGGCCAAUUUUAUAAUUUUUAGCAUGUGUAUAUAUGAAAUUAUCUUGACAUUUUAUUGAAGAAAUGUAUUUUUGAACAUUUGAAAUGGACCUGCAACUGUAUGCAGGUAAUUUUGUAACAGAUGGAAUAUAUAAUUAUGGAAUCCAUGAUAUUGAAAAAGAAGUUUCAAAUAAAUAUUAAUUCUGUUGUUUUGAA